Messenger RNA from Zychaea mexicana, 1021 nucleotides. RefSeq lists its product as uncharacterized. The record is from RefSeq and is a predicted model, not a curated record. NCBI's taxonomy places the organism in Eukaryota, Fungi, Mucoromycota, Mucoromycetes, Mucorales, Lichtheimiaceae. The coding region runs from base 303 to 815 and encodes 170 amino acids. The transcript is spliced from 2 exons.
GGUGUGGAUUUCUGGUCUGCGGCCCAAGUGUGUGCCUAAAUGGGGGUGCUACAGAUCAUCAACCGGCACAUUCGCUCAGAGGGUCCACACACAAGCGAGACCAGCGAGAAACAGCUGGAGACAACGAGCAAGCGAGCGAGCGAGCAAAGACGGCCCGAAGCGGGCUCAUUAUAAUAAAAAGGGCCCUUUUCCUUUGCUUUUCCCUCUUCCUCUUCUUUUACUUCUUCUACUUCUUUCUCCACUUUUGCUUUCCACUUCCCAUCUCGUCGCCAGCACUUGAGCCCUCCAAGCGAAUACAAACCAUGCCACACCACGAUGCGAAUAUGGCCGAGAUGCUCCGUCGACUCAAAGCACGACUAGCACUCGCCGAUUUCAAACGACAGCACGGCUACGAGAAAUACGAUCUGUACACUCUCGAAAACAAUCUGCUCCGGGUCGCCAAGAAGCGACCAGGGACAUCGCCUGUAGCAGCCACGACUACUACUACUACUACUGCUACUGCCCAUACCAAGAAAAACAGCAACAAUAGCCGAAGCCAUCAUCGAUACUAUCCAACAUCGCCCAUUCCAUCCUCAUCCUCUGCGUUCACGAAAUCAUCCUCCUCUAUGCCAUCUCGUCGCGUAUGCAAAUCCUACUACACGCCCGCCACGUUCCUCCAGAGCCCACUCUCUGCCAAGCGGAAUACGCCACCACGCAAGCAGCGUCACCAGCCGAUCGCUAUAUCGUCCCCGAGUUCAUCAUCCACGAGCACCUUUAUGUCCUCUGAUGAAGAAGACGCUGCCAACCUGCUGGUCAUGCUCCACAACAUGGCAUGAUGAUAACUUCGAUUCGCCUCCAAUUUUGUCAUAAACCCUACAUCAUCACAUCCAACUACUACAUCCAACAACACAUUACUAUUAAACGCAUCUGCAGCAUCCUCUUUCAUUAUCACUAUUAGUUUAUUGUAUACCACAUCCAAUUACAUACAUGGCCAUGCCCACUCUUUUUUGCUCCAUGCCCCUCACUCCCUCCCACACCCACC